CAUUAUCUAGGUGAGCUCCUAGUUGGCAAAGGAUGGUCACGACGUCCACCAACUAGGACUCCAUAUUAACUAUCAUAGAUAAGAGGCAUUCAUUCACAUAUAAUCAAGAAAUAGCCUAAGCCAACCUAGUGCUAGAUCAUGCUAGACAAUCAUUCACACACUCAAACCAAGACAGAAGCCAUUAACAAUACCAAAUCAUUUACAUAUCAAACCCUAGGAUAGAGUUUGGGGGAAAGCUCAAGUACCUUAAAGUACGACCCCAUGAUUGGAGCGAGGAGAGCCACUCAAAGAAAGGAAGAAAUCAUAGAAAAUAUAUUCUCAUUAUGCAGAAAAUCAUUCUCUAAUCUCCUCUUUCUUCCAUUCUUUUCAUCUUCCUCGACAAGACGACUACUUCUCUCUAACCUUUCUCUAGGGUUUUAGAACUUUCAAAGUAUGUUUUCAAAGAGGGAGCAUCACUAUACUUAUAGUGGAUCGAAGACACGUGGAAAACUAAUGCGAGAUCGGGUUGGUAUAUUCUUCUUCAGGUUGUGAACUUGAAACAACAACGUCAUGAGUUGCUCGAGCGCUAAGAUCAUGGGCCAGACUGCGAUUACACUAAAUCGCAGUUUGGUGUUGUGUUUUAGCGUGUCAAGUUUUUGGCGUCGUUGUCGGGGAAAGACCAUUUUCCCCUACCUUUCAUUGAUCAGAUGCUGGAGAGGUUGGCUGGCCAUGAGUUUUAUUGCUUCCUGGAUGGCAUGUCUGGUUAUUUCCAGAUCCCAAUAGCACCAGAGGAUCAGGCGAAUACCACAUUCACUUGCCCCUUCGGUACCUUUGCUUACCGGAGGAUUCCAUUCUGGCUUUCUAAUGCACCGGCGACCUUCCAGAGAUGCAUGCUGGCGAUCUUCAACCGAAUGGUCGGAGAGAUCAUGGAAGUCUUCAUGGAUGACUUCUCGGUUUAUGGAGACUCCUUCACUCAUUGUCUCCAUAACCUGGAACUCGUUUUCAAGAGAUGCGAGGAGACUAAUCUGGCACUUUGUUGGGAUAAGUGUCAUUUUAUGGUCCGUGAGGGGAUUGCGCUCGGGCACAAGAUCUCCAAGCAAGGGAUUGAGGUAGAUUGCACGAAGAUUGAGACGAUCACUAAGCUACCUCCUUCCAUUUAUGUGAAGGGUAUUCGCAGCUUUCUGGGUCAUGCAGGCUUCUAUAGGAGCUUCAUUAAAAACUUCUCGAAGAUUGCCCUGCCUCUGACCAAGCUGCUGGAGAAGGAUGCACCAUUCCAGUUCACUCCUGAGUGCACAGCUGCAUUGGAGACAUUGAAGGAGAAGCUUACUCAUGCACCCAUCAUGGUGACUCCUGACUGGUCUCUUCCUUUUGAGAUGAUGUGCGAUGCAAGUGACUAUGUAGUCGCAGCAGUUCUGGGUCAGAGACGCGAGAAGCACUUCCAGCCCAUCUAUUACGAGUCAAAGACUUUGAACGAUGCACAGGGGAAUUACACCACCACUGAAAAGGAGCUGCUCGCGGUGGUGUAUGCAUUUGAUAAGUUCCGACCAUAUCUGGUGCUCUCCCAUGUGGUGGUCUACACAGAUCACUUGACGAUUCGCUAUAUGAUGAGCAAGGCUGAUGCAAAGAAGGAAGCUGAGAAUGUUGCUGUAGAUCAUUUAUCACGGUUGGAAGCCGCUCCGGUGGACAACUUCGUGGAAGAGAUCGAUGACUCCUUCCCGGGUGAGCGAUUGCUGGCGAUGACCUUGGUGGACAGUGUCACACCUUGGUAUUCUGACUUUGCCAAUUAUCUGGUGGGCAAGCAGCUACCGAAGGGGAUGGCCACUCAUGCAAAGCGCAAGUUCUUCUCCGACCUGAAGCAUUAUUCUGGGAAGAUCCUUACCUCUUUAGGGUCGGAGCAGAUGGCGUGAUCCGGUGGACAACUUCGUGGAAGAGAUCGAUGACUCCUUCCCGGGUGAGCGAUUGCUGGCGAUGACCUUGGUGGACAGUGUCACCCCUUGGUAUUUUGACUUUGCCAAUUAUCUGGUGGGCGAGCAGCUACCGAAGGGGACGGCCACUCAUGCAAAGCGCAAGUUCUUCUCCGACCUGAAGCAUUAUUUCUGGGUGUAUGGUUUCGUCUGUUAUUCCUAGGUGUAUUUCAAAUUUAAGAUAUUUGAAAUGGAUGUAUUUGAAGUACUACCAUUUGAAAUGGAUAUAAUUAAACAACGUUGUUUGGA
Molecule: messenger RNA, 2192 nt
Organism: Linum trigynum
Lineage: Eukaryota; Viridiplantae; Streptophyta; Magnoliopsida; Malpighiales; Linaceae
Source: the annotation of a GenBank genome assembly